AUUUGUCUUUCAUAGCCUUCCAAAGCAUUAAGAAACCGAGCCACGCCAGCCCAGUUGCUCAAUAUGUUUGUGACUGUGUUUCUGAUAUGCAUUAUCACUUUCACCCUGUUUCAGGCUUUGAAAACCAGGAGGUUUAGAAAUUUUCCACCCGGACCACUACCUGUUCCAUUUGUUGGAAACAUGCUACAGCUGAACUUGAGAAAUCCCUUAAAAGAUAUGAAAAAGCUCUCUGAAACAUAUGGAAAUGUCUACAGUGUGUUUAUUGGGAGCACUCCUGUUGUAAUUCUCCACGGGCUGCAGGCAGUAAAAGAGGCUCUGGUCACACAAGCGGUUGAAUUUGCUGGAAGACCUCAGGGACUCUUAGUCAACGAUAUUACUGAACAUAAAGGAGUGAUCAUUGUUAACUAUGGCACUCAUUGGAAGGAGCAGAGACGAUUCGCUCUCAGUACAUUGCGCAAUUUUGGCUUAGGCAAAAAAUCAAUGGAGGCCAGGAUUCAGGAAGAGGUUGCUCAUCUGACAGAGAGCCUAGAAAAGUACAAAGGUCAGAUUAUGAGUCCUCACACACUCCUUCACAAUGCUGUGUCCAAUGUGAUUUGCUCUGUAUUGCUGGGGCAGCGUUUCAGUUACAAUGAUAUAUCCUUUCAAGAAAUGAUCCAUUGUGUAUCAGAGAGUUUGCGGUUAAUCAAUGGACCCUGGUGCAUGAAAGAAAGACACAACACCGCCAUGAACCUGCUGAACAUGGAUUCCCAACACGCCACUUCCGCCUUCCCUCUGUCUCACCCCAAUGACGUCAGCAGUCCCAUCAUCCAUCUCGGUUCCUUCCCAGCAGUGCUUCAUCCAUUUCCGGUCCCUCCCUCAUAAAUGUUCCCCCCGUCCGCCAUGAUGGCGAACGGUGUUAUGACAGUUGUACUGUAUAUUCGACUGAUUGCACUUU
Molecule: messenger RNA, 934 nt
Organism: Erpetoichthys calabaricus (reedfish)
Lineage: Eukaryota; Metazoa; Chordata; Cladistia; Polypteriformes; Polypteridae
Product: cytochrome P450 2J6-like
Exons: 5
Coding region: 64-861 (265 amino acids)
Biological process (GO): xenobiotic metabolic process
Cellular component (GO): intracellular membrane-bounded organelle; cytoplasm
Molecular function (GO): oxidoreductase activity, acting on paired donors, with incorporation or reduction of molecular oxygen, reduced flavin or flavoprotein as one donor, and incorporation of one atom of oxygen; iron ion binding; heme binding
Source: RefSeq, a predicted model, not a curated record